Messenger RNA from Phytophthora nicotianae INRA-310, 987 nucleotides. RefSeq lists its product as hypothetical. The coding region runs from base 1 to 987 and encodes 328 amino acids. The record is from RefSeq and is a predicted model, not a curated record. The transcript is spliced from 2 exons. Lineage: Eukaryota; Oomycota; Peronosporomycetes; Peronosporales; Peronosporaceae.
AUGGCAAGAGGCUCCUACCGUAUUGCGCAGUCCAAGGAUGAACCUAGCAUGAUUGCGGUGUCGUGGAUGGACAACCGUCCCGUACACUUCAUCGCCACUGGAUGUAGCACCGAACCAGCAACUCUGUCGAGGCGUGAGGGCUCCGCAGUUGUUGAUGUCCCAGCACCUCGUCUUGUGAAGGAGUAUCAGGACGGCAUGGGAGGAGCAGACGUACACGAUCAGUUGCGGUUACAGAGAUACUCAAUUCAGGGCGCCAUGAAAAUGCGGAAAUAUUACCACACCAUCUUUCUUGGACUUGUUGACAUGGCUCUGAUCAACGCUUUUAUCAUCUUUCGUCGCGUGCAAGGUGAUCGUACAACUGGUCCAGCUCAACCAACCCAUGCGCAUUUUAUGCGAGUAAUGCAGAUGUCGCUGCUGGCUGUCGGUGCAUCCGACUUUGAAGGUGACUUAUCGGUUCGCGCGCUCACUGACACGCCUGUACCCCCGUCCCCGACACCGAGAUACAGACUAUCGACAAGUCAUUCAACGAAGCAAGUCGAAGUGUACCGUACGACGCGGGGAAAGAACGGCAAGGAGUCGAGAAAGCGUCGACAGUACGCCUGCAAGGUCUGCUCAUUACUGCGACCGGCCAAGAAUCCGUGGGAAACUACCUUCUAUUGCUUCGAGUGUACCGAGGCAAGAUUGGCGGGGACACCCGAUGACAGUUCAAGUGCUAAGGGCAAGAUCUAUCUCUGUCAAAAGGUGCGACAGCACGAUCCGACUGCGGCGACAAACUCGGCCACCUGCAGCCAAAUUUGGCACGAGCUUUGGGGAGGUGGCGCUAACAUUCCACCUGGGCUCAAGUCGAUCAGGCUGCGUGCUCCAGUAGACCAAGGAGCACAGGCAUCCGACGGACACGACGAUGUUUCCAGUGUUAGCUCGGGUGCCAGGUCGGGUAGUGAUGGAGGAUCGCCAGCUGAGGGUAUUGUGGAGCCCGCAGUGAUCUAA